Molecule: messenger RNA, 1396 nt
Organism: Cannabis sativa
Lineage: Eukaryota; Viridiplantae; Streptophyta; Magnoliopsida; Rosales; Cannabaceae
Product: polygalacturonase
Exons: 11
Coding region: 1-1236 (411 amino acids)
Biological process (GO): fruit dehiscence; anther dehiscence; pectin catabolic process
Molecular function (GO): polygalacturonase activity
Source: RefSeq, a predicted model, not a curated record
AUGUGUGGUGAAAGAGAUAUUGUUCGGACUAAUUCAAAAAGAAAAACAUCUUCAAUUCUCUUCAAUGCUUCCAUUUAUGUAUCGCUUGAAGAUUUUUCAUGGCUUAGUCAUGGAAGCUCUCAUCGGGUUUUUAAUGUUGACGAUUUUGGAGCUAAGGGUGAUGGAACAGAUGACAGAAAGGCAUUUAAGAAGACUUGGAAGAAGGCUUGUUCAUCUGAAGGGGGUGUUUUUUUGGUCCCAAAUAAUAGGACUUAUCACCUUAGGCCAAUGAACUUUACAGGUCCUUGCAAAUCUUCUCAGCUCACAUUGAAGAUUGCUGGAACAAUCAAAGCUUCUUCUCAUAGAAAAGACUACAUAAAAGAUAGGUGGCACUGGCUUGUUUUUGUUAGUGUAGAGAACAUGAAUGUUGAAGGUGGUGGAACUUUUGAUGGUAAGGGAAAAAUAUGGUGGGAAAACUCUUGCAAAGUCAACAAAUCCCUUCCCUGUGUUCGCGCCCCACAUGCUGUAACUUUCUUUGAUUGUAAGAAUCUAAUAGUGAGCAAUCUGAGAUUCAAAGAUGCACAAAAAUUCCAUCUUUUCUUUGAUGCAUGUGUGAAUGUGAAAGUUGAGAAUCUAUUGGUGACUGCCCCAAGUAAUAGUCCAAACACAGAUGGAAUUCAUAUGCAAGGCACACAGAAUAUUCAGUUGAGGAAUUGUGUUAUCAAAACAGGUGAUGACUGUAUCUCUAUCAUAAAUGGGACAACCAAUGUAAGAGCUACAGAUAUAACUUGUGGCCCAGGUCAUGGAAUAAGCAUUGGUAGCUUAGGACCUAAUAAUACAGAAGCCCAAGUCUCCAAUGUGAUGGUGGAUAGAGUAACAAUUUCAGGAACUACUAAUGGAGUCAGAAUAAAGAGUUGGCAGGGAGGAUCUGGUUAUGGAGAAAACAUAGUGUUCCAAAACAUAGCAAUGCACAAUGUGACCAACCCCAUUAUCAUAGACCAAUACUAUUGUGAUCAGAAGGACCCUUGUCCAGAACAGUACUCGGCAGUACAAAUAAGCAAUGUGGUGUACAACAACAUAACCGGGAGUAGUUUCUCGAAAAUGGCGAUUAAGUUUAAUUGUAGCAGAACUUUUGAAUGUCAAGGGAUUUCAAUGAGAAAUGUGAAUUUGGUAAGAGAAGGAGAUGGUGUUGUUGAAGCUUCUUGCCAUAAUGUUGGAUUGACUGUAAAAGGAUUGGUUUCUCCUUCAUGCUCAUAAUCAUAAUCAUAAACAUUGUAUUUUAUAAUUUUUUUUUUCUCUCGAAACUUGGUUCGUGUUUAGUAACAGCAACUCGAACCUCAUACUUUGUAAGAGCAAACUACAUACAUAAUAAAAUUUGGCUACUAGAGCCUCAUUAGUAGUGAUUUUUAUUUACUUA